UAUAUUAGAUUGCACGUACAAACGCCACCUGUACAGACCUAGGAACGGACUGUCGCAUUUUUCGAAUUACAGCUGGAAACGGACCUUCAUGAUGACAAUGGACCCGUUGAAAUCGGCCAUGUCCAUCGGGAAUGUGGAUGAGACAUCUCUUGCUUUGCCGUCCGAUAAGAAACUUCGGUCCAAACAGCAGCGAGUCUUGGAUCAGGUGCAAACCAUCAAGAGGGGCAAGUCGAAGUACAGUAAAAAUGGAUCUGUGUCUUCGCCAACGACAUCCCCAACGAGUCCUGUGUACAUCAACAUAUUCGCUGACUCCUUUAAGUCACCUACCAGUCUCAAUGGAGGGGCCUUCUUUAAUGGUACAAAUGGCCUCUCAAAAACGCUCAGCUAUGAGAAAAGCACCAAGCGAAGGGUCGUGGCCUCCAAGGAAUCUACGGUCCAGAGGAACAUGAGCAGCUCCAGCCAGUGGGAGAGACGAUUCCCUCUCAGCCCCACCAUAGGCAAGCACAACAGCAGCCGCAGUGUGCCUGACCUGGCCCCCUUCCCCACCACUACUACUACUACCACCAUCACCACGCAGCAGCAGCAGCAACAGCAGUCCUCGGCCCCCGCCCGGCAGCUCCAGCCCAACAGGUCCAGCGUCUUCCUGUCCGAGAGGAACAGCAGUCAGGUCAUCUCCAAUGGCAACAGCUCCUCUCAGGUCGCUGUCAAAGGUAAUGGGGUGCAGAAAAGGAACAGCCAGUUGAUUGGCACGCGUCAGACAAAAAGUAGUGGCCAGAUUACCAGCAGCCAAGGUCGUAUUGAGAGGGCACCCUCUAACCUCUCCGUGGCCGAGUCCAAGAUAUCAGGGAUGAAGAGCAAGGGUGAAGCGGGGAUUAAUGGUAAUGGUCAGAUAGCUGAUAUAACCAUGAAGGAGGCGGUGGAGUACCUGUCCAGUGGAGAUGAGAACUACCAGCUCUGUGGAGCCUCCGUCAUCCAACACGCGACCUACUCAGAGGACAAGGCCAAGCAGGAGGUGUUGCGGCUCAAAGGGAUCCCCCCUUUGGUGAACCUGCUUAGGAGUCCCAGUCCCCAGGUCCAACAGACUGCCUCCGCCACCCUGCGGAACUUGGCCUUUAAAGAUGCAGACAACAAGGAGGAGGUCCAGCGCUGUGGGGGCAUCACUGAGGCACUGGCCCUGCUCCGAGACACAGACUCUACUGAGACACAGAAACAACUCACAGGUCUCCUUUGGAACCUGUCAUCUGCAGACAGUCUGAAGCCAGAGCUGGUGCGUAGUGCUCUGCCUGUCCUGACUGAGACUGUGGUAGUACCAUACACUGGAGAUGAGACAAACAGCAACCAGGACCCAGAGGUCUUCUACCAUGCUACGGCAUGUCUACGAAACCUGAGCUGUGCGACUCAAGGCAACAGGCAGGCCAUGCGUAACUGUCGAGGCCUCGUCGACUCUCUGGUCAGUUACGUCCAGCGCUGUGUGGCUGCAGAGAGGCCAGAUGACAAGUCUGUGGAAAAUUGUGUGUGUGUCUUGCACAACCUGAGCUUCCAGCUGGAGAGUGAAGCCCCUGCCCUCUUCAGCAGGAUCACUGCCCUGGCCAGGACACCCAGCAGGGCCAACACCCCCAGUGAGACCGGCCCCAUUGGGUGCUUCAGCCCACAGAGCAGCAAGGUCCAGGAGCAGGAGAGUCACUUUGACUACCCUGUGAUGGAGGAGCAGAACCCGAAAGGAGCAGGCUGGCUCUUCCACUCCAAGACCAUGCAGAGUUACCUGUCUCUGCUGGGGUCCAGCCAGAGAGAAGAGACCCUGGAGGCCUGCUCUGGAGCCCUGCAGAACCUCAUUGCUAACCAAGGCAUUGUGUCUAGUGUGAUGAGCCAGAGCAUCGUGCAGAAGCUGAACGGCCUGCCUCACAUCUCUCCCCUGCUGCAAUCCUCCAACCCCAGCCUCCAGAAAACUGCUGUGUCUCUGGUAGGGAACCUGGCCAAGAACCAACGCCUUCAGAGCACCAUGGCCCGACAGACCCUACCGGAGCUAGUUGGCAUCCUCAGCUCAUGGACCAAGAAAGAGAAAGAGUUUGAUGACACCCUGGCCAUGGCGUGCCAAACCAGCCACAGUCUGCUAAUGAAGGAGCCUGAGCUGGGGAAACCCCUGCUGACCAACAAGCUGGUCAACUCAGUUAACGACCUGAGCAAGAACAGGGAUUUCCCAAAGGCCAGCAAAGCUGCAGGUGUGCUCCUCUACAGCCUCUGGUCAGAGAAGGACGUACAGAGUUUCCUAAAAAAGCAAGGGAUGAAUAAGGGUUCCUUUGUGAAUGACAUCACCAGCGCGGCUCACCGGUCUGUGCAGGUCAUUGAGUAACAAGACAACUGGCAUGGAUCUCUUGGCACAACCUCCGGAUGUACUAAUGAACUUGUGGGCCUAAUAAACCUACUACGGUACAUAUCAGAUUGGGUCCAGUUAAUCUGAUUACAACAUUUUUACGUUAGAUUUUUAAAACAAUUUAUAGCUAAUCAGAAUGCUUAGCCAUUAUGUUUAGUUGUGUCUUUCGUCUUACGUCAGUACAAAGGUGAUGAUCUUGCACUUAUAUUUCUGUUAUUUUCUAGGCUCUUUUGUGUUUACUAGAAAUCCUUUUUUUCCUGUUUUUCCACUGUAAACAUGAUGCUUUUGUAUUGAUAAUGUCUGGUUACUGGGAUUGCUUGAAUAGGGCCCCUUCGCUUGCAUGUCAAUUAUGGUUCAUUGUGUAUUUAUCUAGCCAGGAUAGUCCACUCAGUAACAAUUGCCACUGUUUGUCAGGUAGUCCUGAGGGUAUACUACAAAGCAGGAUCAAGGAGUUAGCCAACUAACUUGCCUAAAUAUAUAUAUAUAUGU
Molecule: messenger RNA, 2860 nt
Organism: Salvelinus sp. IW2-2015
Lineage: Eukaryota; Metazoa; Chordata; Actinopteri; Salmoniformes; Salmonidae
Product: plakophilin-1
Biological process (GO): cell-cell adhesion; cell-cell junction assembly; intermediate filament bundle assembly
Cellular component (GO): adherens junction; cytoplasm; plasma membrane
Molecular function (GO): cadherin binding
Source: RefSeq, a predicted model, not a curated record